Molecule: messenger RNA, 955 nt
Organism: Pocillopora verrucosa
Lineage: Eukaryota; Metazoa; Cnidaria; Anthozoa; Scleractinia; Pocilloporidae
Source: RefSeq, a predicted model, not a curated record
UUUGCUACAAAGCACGACUCUCACAAUUUUUUGCAGAUCACAAAAAAUCGUCGGUUUAAACAAUCUUCUUUCACCAAACUGACGGUCGCUGAGCAACAUAAUGAGGUCGCAAAGGUUUUUUUUCUUCGCGAUGACAACCGUCUACAGUUUUGUUGUUGUUUUAUCAGCAUCAUGUUCAGCGAACUCCUGUAUAACACAGGAAAGGGUAUUUUAUCAUCAGACCAUGACUCCAUCCUGGCUGGAAAUGUACGCAUCAUACAUUGACAGCUCACGUGUACUGACCGCUUCACAGCUUACAUUCAACGCUGGAAACGUAAAAAAUGCUGCUCUUUUAAAGAUUCCCAUGAUUCCUGCAGGUACACUCAGAGAUUCAAUGCCGCUGACAAUUGAGAUCACGGUCGCACAUGACGUGAGCAUCGGACAAGGAACUGACAGCGAUAUCACAUAUGGUGUGUCAGAUGGUACCAGAAUUAUUGGUUUUACCACGUGGGACAAAUUGAACUUUAAUGACCGCUCUCCUUGCGUCGGGGUGGAAGGUGACUCCGGAUCUACCUUUAAGGGUAUUCGCUUCGAAUCACUUACGCCGAAAGCAAGCGACUCUUUCUACCCUGGUCAGUAUGACAUCACUCUCAAGCUGGAUCAACGCUGGGGAUCGUGCUACACAGCGCAUGAUGGAGGCUUCGUGAGGACCGCUGGCUUCAACAAUCGACUGAUGUUCAGUAAGGGACUUACAUUGGAGGUGUACAAAGGCGACAAAGACGAGAAAGUUGGCAUACGAUUCAUCAAGGUCACCAUCAUAGAGGAUGAGGCUUAGAAGAAGGGAUCUUGCGACCGAAACCAAUCGAUUCCAUCGGCAUUAGAAUAACUGUAACCAUGGUUAUAAGGACAGAGGAAUUUAGAUGAAGAAACAAAAGCAAGAAAUCUUAUAAUUGUACACGUUUUUGAUUGAUGAAUA